Molecule: messenger RNA, 594 nt
Organism: Lathyrus sativus (Indian pea)
Lineage: Eukaryota; Viridiplantae; Streptophyta; Magnoliopsida; Fabales; Fabaceae
Source: the annotation of a GenBank genome assembly
AUGUUCCGCCGCGCUACAUCCACUUUCCUUUCACGCGCCUCCGCCACUCGCCGCUUCUCCAACGAUGUGGCUACUCCCGCCCCCAAUUCCAGCUUCGUUGAAGCGUGGAGGAAAGUUAGCCCCAAUAUCGAUCCACCUAAGACGCCACUCGAAUUCCUCAAAACUCGUCCACCAGUUCCUUCUACUAUCCCUACCAAACUCACCGUCAAUUUUGUGCUUCCUUAUUCUUCUCAAUUGGCCGCUAAAGAGGUUGAUAGUGUUAUAAUCCCAGCUACAACCGGUGAGAUGGGUGUUCUUCCAGGACACGUCGCAACAAUCGCAGAGUUGAAACCUGGGGUUCUUACUGUACAAGAUGGCACUGAUACAACCAAAUAUUUUGUAAGCAGUGGCUUCGCCUUCAUCCACGCAAACUCUGUUGCUGAUAUUAUUGCUGUAGAGGCUGUGCCAGUGAAUCAACUUGAUGCAGACUUAGUCCAGAAGGGUCUUCAAGAGUUCACUCAGAAACUCAACUCAGCAACAACGGACUUGGAGAAAGCUGAAGCUCAGAUUGGAGUUGAUGUGCAUAGCGCUCUCAACUCAGCUCUUACAGGCUAA